Nicotiana tabacum (common tobacco) is the source of this 1796-nucleotide messenger RNA. RefSeq names its product protein DETOXIFICATION 40-like. The record is from RefSeq and is a predicted model, not a curated record. Gene Ontology annotation, biological process: xenobiotic detoxification by transmembrane export across the plasma membrane. Gene Ontology annotation, molecular function: antiporter activity; xenobiotic transmembrane transporter activity. Gene Ontology annotation, cellular component: membrane. NCBI's taxonomy places the organism in Eukaryota, Viridiplantae, Streptophyta, Magnoliopsida, Solanales, Solanaceae.
UAAUCGAGUGAGUAGAUUUCAAAUACCGAACGACAAAAAGUGAUUCUUUAGGUCAUAUUUUUACUUUGAAAAUUGACAUCUCAUUAGUAAACUCUAUAACAAAAAGAGAGAAAGUAAUGGAGUUUAGGAGAGAAUGUGAUGAGCCCUGUGAAUCCAUAUCACCAUCAUCAGCAACACCAGAAGUGUUAGAACCGAAUCAUCAAACAAUAAGCUCUGAGCUUGAAGAAAUGCUAUCAGACAAAAGCUUAUCUUUUUUGGUGCGAUUUCGACGUUCAAUCAAAAUCGAAUUGAGUAAUCUCUUGCCUCUGGCAGGGCCGGCAAUUAUAGUUUAUAUGCUGAAUAAUCUCAUUUCUAUCGUCACUCAAAUCUUCUGUGGACGUCUUGGGAGUUUUGAAUUAGCUGCUUCUUCUCUUGGCAACGUUGGUAUUCAAGUCUUUGCCUAUGGUAUCAUGCUUGGAAUGGGAAGUGCAGUGGAGACAUUGUGUGGACAAGCAUAUGGAGCGCAGAGGUAUGAGAUGCUAGGAAUAUACCUACAAAGAUCAACACUCAUCCUUAUGGCCACAGGAAUUCCACUCUUAUUCAUCUACAUCUUCUCCAAGCCAAUCUUGAUUCUACUCGGUCAGAAACCAGCGAUCGCGUCAGCAGCUGCAGUUUUCGUCUAUGGUCUAAUUCCCCAAAUUUUCGCGUACGCAGCGAACUUCUCAAUUCAAAAAUUCCUUCAAUCACAGAGCAUUAUCAAGCCUAGUGCUUAUAUUGCAGCAGCCACCCUGGUUGUUCAUAGCUUCUUUACAUGGCUUGUUGUGUAUAAAACUCGUUGGGGAAUUUUGGGGGCUUCAUUGAUGCUGAGUUUUUCGUGGUGGAUUAUAGUUGUAGCACAGUUUGUGUAUAUUUUGUCAAGUAAAAAGUGCAAGAAGACAUGGACAGGUUUCAGUAUGCUGGCAUUUUCUGGAUUAUGGGAUUUCUUGAAACUGUCACUGGUUUCUGCGGUGAUGCUCUCAUUAGAAUGCUGCUACUAUCAAAUCCUUGUGCUGAUUGCAGGGCGGCUCAAAAAUGCUGAAAUGUCACUGGAUUCUCUUACCAUAUGCAUGCAAAUACUUGGAUGGGUUUUCAAGAUAUCUGUAGGCUUCAGUGCAGCUGCAAGUGUUAGGGUGAGCAAUGAACUUGGAGCAGGACAUCCCAAAUCAGCUGCUUUCUCAGUUCUGAUAGCAACUCUAAGUUGCUUCCUGAUUUCACUAUUUUUUGCAAUCCUUGUUCUUACGUUACGGCAUGUCAUUAGUUACAUUUUUACGGAUGGAAAGAAUGUCGCAAACGUAGUCUCCGGAUUAACGCCCUUCUUGGCAAUGUCAAUCCUGCUCAAUGGCAUUCAACCUGUUUUACUGGGUGUUGCUGUUGGAUGCGGAUGGCAAGCUUUUGUUGCAUAUGUAAAUGUUGGUUGUUAUUACAUCAUUGGAAUACCAGUUGGGUCACUUCUCUGCUUCAAAUGGAACUAUGGAGUCAAGGGGAUUUGGUUAGGGAUGAUUGGUGGGACAACAGUGCAAGCCUUUAUUUUACUGUUCGUCAUUUUUCGAACACAUUGGAAUGAAGAGGUGGAGAAAGCAAAGAAACGUUUGGAUAAAUGGGAAGACAAGAAAGAAUAAUCUUGGUCGUACGUAUUAACAAGUAUUCUGUGUGAUUCACUAUAUUGAUGUGCCUAUGUAAAAUAUUAAAACCAUGAAAUCUGAUGUACGUGGAGCCAAGAUUUCUAAUUAUUUGUAAUAUAUCAUAAUCAAACAUCAUUUGAGGAUAUACUAAUUUAA